AUGGCAACUGUAAUUAAUCACUUAGAGUCCCAAGUUUUCGGAAAUUUGCCAUCGCAACCCGAGACAAACCCAAAGAAUGUAAGUGCCAUAACAUUAAGGAGUGACAAGAAAGUGGAGGAGCCUAAGGCCACGAACCUAAAGAGUAAAAUUGAAGAAAAGAUCGAAAAAGAGAUUGAAGAAGAAGAACCCAUUCACGGAGACCCUAAGGUAAAAUUUACUCCUUCAACUCCUAUUAAAUCUAACUUACCUCCUUUGCGUUGCAGGUUGGAAAAGACAAAGAAGCAAAAUAAGGAAAAUGAGAUUCUAGAGAUAUUUCGAAAGGUGGCAAUCAAUAUCCCGUUAUUGGACGCGAUCAAGCAAGUGCCAAAAUACGCUCAAUUCUUGAAAAACUUGUGCGUCAACAAGAAGAAGUUGAGGGGGGAUGAACAAAUUGUGGUAGAUGAGAAUGUUUCACCAAUUUUAAAAAGGAAAAUACCACCUAAAUAUGGAGAUCCAGAUAUGUUUAUUAUCGCCUGUAAGAUUGGACGUUCGAAUAUCGAAAAUGUCAUGCUAGAUUUAGGGGAUUCUAUUAAUGUGAUGCCUAAAUCAUUUUAUGAUUUCCUAAAUUUAGGACCUUUAAAAGAAACGAGAAUAAUAAUUCAAUUGGCCGAUCAUACAUUUACUUAUCCGGAUGGGAUAGUUGAGGAUGUCUUAGUGCAAGUAGAAGAAUUAAUUUUCCUGCUGAUUUUUAUGUGCUUUACAUGGAUGAUAGAAGUGCCCCAAAUCCACACCCAUUAUAUUAGGAAGGCCAUUCUUGAGUACCACCCAGACUAA
This is a messenger RNA of Coffea eugenioides, 813 nucleotides long. RefSeq lists its product as uncharacterized. The transcript has a single exon. The coding region runs from base 1 to 813 and encodes 270 amino acids. Lineage: Eukaryota; Viridiplantae; Streptophyta; Magnoliopsida; Gentianales; Rubiaceae. The record is from RefSeq and is a predicted model, not a curated record.